Molecule: messenger RNA, 1391 nt
Organism: Drosophila rhopaloa
Lineage: Eukaryota; Metazoa; Arthropoda; Insecta; Diptera; Drosophilidae
Product: phenoloxidase-activating factor 1-like
Exons: 3
Coding region: 13-1338 (441 amino acids)
Biological process (GO): proteolysis
Molecular function (GO): serine-type endopeptidase activity
Source: RefSeq, a predicted model, not a curated record
GUUCCCGUCGCAAUGACAAUAUUGUGGCUGACUUUUCUCGGCCUUUGUCUAAAUCUCAGCUCUUUCACCUCGGCGUUGUUCGUACCGCAGCACAAUUGCGAAGGUUAUUUUGACUACUUUGAGGAGGAUAUUGGGGGCUACUUUGGCGUUUUCACGGCUCCCCGCUCUGGAGUUAGUAGUUUAUCAUGGACGGUAUCCUUCUCGGCUCACGGAUAUGAUGAGGACACUGUCAGCCCCCUGAUGCCGUAUCCCUCUAAGGCUCUCGCCUUCGAAAAGAUUCACAACGGAGAACGUGGCACGGUGUUUGUGCGCUUCCAGGAUUUUGGAAACGAGCUCCCCAAACUUACCUACGCGGAAGUUAAUGGAGAGGUCUUGUGUGAAGACAAUGAAUACAAAGCCCCUUCCAUAACGUUGACCAGAACUCUGUUGAUGUCCACCUCAGCGCCCAAUAGUCAAAGCACUGCACCAAGUAAACAUUUAGUGCCACCGCCACCGCCACCUCCAAAACCAUCCACAACCCUUAACGACAAUCCGUUCUCAAGACGCUCUGCACCGCGGAUUGAAUCCGACUUUGAUCAGUGCGGCGAGGAGGGUUUUGGGCCCCUGCAGAUUGGAGGUGAGCUGGUGACCCGGGGUCAGUAUCCCUGGCUGGCAGCCCUCUACGACGACCGCUCUUUCGAGAAAUACACGUGCGUUACUUCGGUGAUCUCUAAGCGGACUGUCAUCACAGCGGCCCACUGCAUCCAUGGCAAAAGUCCCAGCCAACUGUGGGUCUAUCUGGGCAGGCACGAUCGCAACGAGAACCCGGAGAGUGGAGCCUUAUUGGUCAGUGUGAACAGAGUGCUCACUCCUUCCGAGUUCGAGGGCGAUAUCGUUCCGGAUAAGGACGUGGGCCUUCUGGUGCUGGACGAGCCGAUAGUGUACACCAAAUACAUUAAGCCCCUCUGCCUUUGGAGCAAGGACUUAAGGGUUUCACCCGAUGAGGGCGAAACGGGCAUGGUGGCCGGAUGGGGAUAUGAUCAGACUGGCGAGAAGACCCGUUUUCCCAUGACAGUCAACGUGCGACUGGUGCCACUGAUUCGGUGUCUCAAGGAGAUGAAGCGAGCGGAGGAUUUCCUCACCUCACGGACCAUUUGUGCUGGAAAUUCACAGGCGCAUGGUCCCUGCUUCGGAGACUCGGGGUCUGCACUGGUUGUCCUGCGAAAUAACCGAUAUUAUGUUCGGGGCAUUGUUUCCAUAUCACCUCGCCAAGGAUUUACCUGCGACCUCAGCGGGUACGUCAUUUACUGUGAUGUCGCCAAGCAUAUCGACUGGGUUCGGCAAAAUAUGGUGGUGUAAACAGAUAAUUUCGGUGCUAAAUCAUAAAUAAAAAAAAAAUGAACAUAUAUAAA